AGGUGCAAGAUGGAGCGGGAUCGCGGCGACAGCAGCAGCCUCUUCUUCCGCGGUCUCCAGAAUCGAUCCCAAGAAAAAGUGAAGCUUCGAAAGAGAAAAUCAACAUUGUAUCUCAGUGACCAGGAGGCAAGCGCCCAUAGGCGAUGGGAUCUGCUUGGUGAAAGCAUUUAUCUGGUCUUGUUUACUGUAGCUCUCAGAAUACUGAACUGCUUUUUAGUUCAGACAAGUUUUGUUCCAGAUGAAUACUGGCAGUCUCUUGAAGUUGCACAUCACAUGGUCUUUAAUUAUGGGUAUUUGACCUGGGAAUGGACAGAACGAUUGAGGGGCUACACUUACCCCUUAAUCUUUGCAAGCAUUUAUAAGAUUCUACACCUUUUGGGAAAAGAUAGUGUUCAGCUGCUGAUUUGGGUUCCUAGACUUGCUCAAGCUCUUCUGUCAGCCAUAGCAGAUGUGAGGCUAUUUUCAUUAAUGAAGCAACUAGAAAAUCAGGAAAUAGCCAAAUGGGUGUUUUUCUGCCAGUUGUGCUCUUGGUUCACAUGGUAUUGCUGUACCCGAACUCUGACAAACACCAUGGAAACGGUUCUCACAAUCAUUGCUCUUUUCUACUAUCCUUUAGAAGGCUCAAAGUCUAUGAACAGUGUCAAGUAUUCAUCCCUAGUGGCACUGGCCUUCAUCAUUCGUCCGACAGCUGUCAUUCCAUGGAUACCUUUGUUCUUCAGACAUUUUUGGCAAGAACAUAGAAAGCUUAAUCUUAUUCUACACCAUUUUUUACUUGUAGGAUUUGUCACUUUAAGUUUGUCUCUGGUAAUUGAUCGUAUCUUUUUUGGUCAAUGGACUUUGGUUCAGUUUAAUUUUUUGAAAUUUAAUGUGCUACAAAAUUUGGGGACAUUUUAUGGUUCUCAUCCAUGGCACUGGUACUUCACUCAAGGAUUUCCAGUUGUCUUGGGUACUCACUUACCCUUCUUUAUUCAUGGCUGCUUUCUAGCCCCAAAGAGGUACAGGAUACUUUGGGUGACUGUGCUGUGGACAGUGCUUGUUUAUAGCAUGUUGAGCCACAAAGAAUUCAGGUUUAUAUAUCCAGUUUUACCACUUUGUAUGGUGUUCUGUGGCUAUUCACUAACCCACUUGAAAAUAUGGAAGAAACCAGCUGUAAGUUUCCUGGUUUUAUCAAACAUGCUCCUUGCUCUAUACACUGGAUUAGUUCAUCAACGAGGUGUCCUUGAUGUCAUGAGUAACAUUCAAGAACUUUGUUUCAGCAGUCACAAUGAAUCUGCAACUUCAGUAUUUGUAUUGAUGCCUUGCCACUCUACUCCUUAUUACAGCCAUGUUCACUGUCCACUUCCAAUGAGAUUUCUCCAGUGUCCCCCAGAUUUAACUGGGAAAAGUGAUUAUCUUGAUGAAGCGGAUAUAUUUUAUCUCAGUCCCCAAAACUGGUUAUAUAAAGAGUUUCAGAAUGCUUCAUCAUUUCCUACGCAUUUGGUCAUCUUUAGCAUUUUAGAGGAGGAAAUAAGUGCUUUCCUAUCUUCCAGCAACUAUGAGAGAACCACUGUUAUCUUCCACACUCACUUGCCACAAGGUCGUAUUGGCAGUCACAUAUACAUCUAUGAGCAAAAAUUAAAAGGAAAACUCAACAGAUUAAAUUCUUAA
Elephantulus edwardii (Cape elephant shrew) is the source of this 1647-nucleotide messenger RNA. RefSeq names its product phosphatidylinositol glycan anchor biosynthesis, class B (gene PIGB). Bases 10 to 1647 code for a protein of 545 amino acids. The transcript is spliced from 12 exons. Gene Ontology annotation, biological process: GPI anchor biosynthetic process. The record is from RefSeq and is a predicted model, not a curated record. Gene Ontology annotation, molecular function: alpha-1,2-mannosyltransferase activity. Lineage: Eukaryota; Metazoa; Chordata; Mammalia; Macroscelidea; Macroscelididae. Gene Ontology annotation, cellular component: endoplasmic reticulum membrane.